CGUCGAAGGUCCAGGACACUCGUUGCAGACCAAGCAGAGGAACCUUCGCUUGACCUGGAUACCGGACCAUUAGCCUCUUGUCCUCCAUCUUUUGCAGACCUUGCCCGGCGCCCGAUACAGCAGCAAGUAUUGAGGUCCAUCUUUUGUCAGUAUGAAGAUCCGAGAAGGAAAGAUCAUGAAUCAGGGGCAGCAGGAUGAGCUGGAGGUGUGGGGGUACCGACCCUGUUUGUGGAAAGUCAUCCUGGUGGGUGUUGGUGCCGUUUGCUCUGGUGGUCUCCUGCUGCUGCUGCUGUACUGGGUGCCUGAGUGGGGAGUCAAAGCCACCUGCACACCCACCUCACUGAAGGAGGCAAACAGACUGCUUCUUAGGACCACGGAUGACUUUAGGCAGUGGUUUCGUGCCAAAGUACAUGUGAUUUGGGCUCCUGGGAAGACGCCCUUUGAUAGUCUGGAUCCGCUGUCCACAGCUCAGUUACAUGAUGGAGAUGAACACCACAGCCUCAAAGAGAAUUACGAGAAAUUCACUCAGAGACAAUCUUUUAAGGUCCAGUACUUCAACCACCACAGCAUCAAAUACUUCUGGAAUGAAGGGACACAGAACUUUGAAUCAUAUAAGGGCUUGGAGGAUACAAAUAUGAGCUGUGCACACAUCCACAGCAACCAUAGCUCUGGACUCACUAAAACCCUGCAGGACUACAGAGCUUUGUUUUUUGGCAAGAAUGAGAUUGAUGUAAAAGUGCCACCUUUAUUCAAGAUCUUUAUGAAAGAGGUCAUGAAUCCGUUUUACAUCGUCCAGAUGGGCAGUUUUAUUCUAUGGACCUAUCAAGGCUACUACGAUUAUUCCUUUCUAACUCUUACUAUGGCUAUUGUUUUAAUAGCCACCUCUCUGUACACCAUUAGAAAGAAUUAUGUGAGACUGCGUGACAUGGUGAUUGCACACUCUAUGGUACAGGUUUCAGUGUGGCGAGGAAAUACAGAUAUUGAACAGAUCAUGUCGACAGAGCUGGUGCCAGGUGAUGUCAUCACUAUUCCAGCAAACGGGAUGAUUAUGGCCUGUGACGCCGCGCUUAUCUGUGGCACCUGCACUGUUUCUGAAAGCAUGUUGACAGGGGAGAGUGUUCCAGUUACUAAGACCAGUGUGCCAAGUUCAGAAAGUAUCUAUUAUACAGAGGAACACAAGCAACACACCCUCUUCUGUGGCACACAUGUUAUCCAGAGUCGUGCUGAUACACAGGUGAAGGCGGUUGUGGUCAGAACAGGUUUUAAUACCGUAAAGGGCCAGCUUGUGCGUGGCAUCCUCCACCCUAAACCCACCGACUUCAAACUGCAUCGCGACGCUAAGCAUUUCACAAUGGUUAUGGCGGUGGUGGCGGUGAUUGACUUCAUCUACGUCGUCACUAUUGAUGUCAUAAACCAGGUUUCUGUUGGGAUCAUAAUCACUGAUUCUUUGAAUCUCAUAGCAGUCUGUAUUCCUCCAAUGUUACCUGUGACUCUGACCAUUGGGCUUGUGAACGCUCAGCGGCGCAUGAAGCAAACUGGCAUCUUUUGCAUCAGUCCACAGAGAAUUAACAUUUCUGGUCUGCUGGACCUGGUCUGCUUUGACAAGACUGGCACUCUCACCGAAGACAGUUUGCACCUGUGGGGUAUUCAGAGAGCUGAAGUUGGCAUUUUUUCCCCCCCAGAGACUGAGGUAGCUACAGAGAGUCUUAUGAAGACGUCGUUUGUCACCUGCAUGGCUACCUGCCACUCACUGAUCAACAUAGAGGACAAACUCUGUGGAGACCCUAUAGACCUCAAAGUAUUCAGUGCUACUGGCUGGAUUCUCGAGGAGCCAAGAAAAGAACAGACUGUAAUUUACGAUGCUCACGUUUCCACAAUAGUCCGACACCCGCAGCAAUGGGGGGAGUUUGGCAUUGUGCGUCAGCUCCCCUUCUCCUCAGCGCUGCAGAGGAUGAGUGUGGUGGUCAGACAACUGGGACAAAAACACUUUGACAUCUACCUGAAAGGAGCCCCAGAGACUGUGGUUAACCUCUGCAAGCCACACACAGUCCCGCAGAGUUUCACAGAGACGUUGGAGACUUACACCCGACAGGGUUUCAGGGUUAUAGCCCUGGCACAUCACCAACUGGAGUCCAAACUCUCCUGGCAAGAAGUCCAAAAUCUCAGUCGAGAGCAGUUAGAGACCAACAUGGACUUUCUAGGCUUGAUCGUCAUGCAGAACAAAAUCAAAGAACAGACUGCUGGGGUGUUGCUUGACUUACAACAAGCCAACAUUCGGACUUUGAUGGUCACAGGUGACAACAUGUGGACAGCAAUAUCGGUGGCUCGAGACUGUGGGAUGGUUCAAGCCCAUGAGAACAUUAUUAUUGCUGAUGCUGUGCCUCCAAACGAGGAGAACCCUGCGAGUAUCACAUGGCGCUACUCUGACAACCACGUUGUGAACAACGAUCAGACUGCUGAGGUCAGCUUUGCUGGGGAUGGGUUGAAGUACAAGGAGGAGGAGCAAGGCUAUCACUUUGCUGUAAGCGGCCAAGCCUUCGCUGUCAUCACACAAUACUUUCCAGAACUUUUCCAGAAGUUCCUCCUAAGAGCCACUGUGUUUGCUCGCAUGACUCCAGACCAGAAGACUCAGCUGGUGGAAGUCCUUCAAAACAUUGAUUACAUGGUAGGGAUGUGUGGAGAUGGCGCUAAUGACUGUGGGGCCCUGAAGAAAGCGCACAGUGGAAUCUCUCUGUCUGAACUAGAGGCCUCAGUGGCUUCUCCCUUCACGUCGUCCAUCCCAAACAUCUCCUGCGUUACUACCCUCAUUAGGGAGGGCCGUGCGGCUCUUAUCACAUCCUUCUCUGUGUUCAAAUUCAUGGCCCUCUUCAGCAUCAUCCAAUUCUGCAGUGUCAAUCUUCUCAUCUCAAUUCCCAGCUGGUUUGGAAACCUUCAGUUUGUGUUUAUUGACUACGGCAUUUGUUUAUUCAUUCCCUUUACAAUGAGUCUGAACCCGGCAUGGAAGAAGCUGGUGCGACGUACCCCGCCAUCCAGUUUGAUCACCGCCCAGAUGCUCUUCUCAAUUUUGUCUCAGGUCGUCAACGUCGCGCUCUUCCAGUUUGGGGCCUUUUUCUUUGUACGGCAACAGAGUUGGUAUCAUACAAUUGACCCAAAAGUAUGCAAUGAGUCCAGUGUCAGUGAGCACAGCCCCAACACAACUGAAGAAGAUUCAGACGACUUCAACUCCAAGAUCUUUGAAGGCACCACCCUCUUCUAUGUCUCUAUCUUCCAGUACUUGAUUGUUGCUGUUGUCUUCUGCAAAGGAAAGCCUUUCAGACGACCAAGCUAUGAAAACUGGCCAUUUGUUUUGUCCUGCUUUGUUUUGUAUACUUUUUUCUUGAUCAUCAUGCUGUUUCCUUUUCCCGCCGUAGACAACCAACUGCUGAUCUCGUGUAUUCCCUAUGAAUGGCGCAUUACAAUCCUCAUCAUGGUUGUGGGACAUGUUGUUGUCUCUGUCACGCUGGAGAUUUUGAUCCAUGACACCUUAUGGAGGAUUGUUAAAGCCAAACUCAGUGCAAAGCAGACCACCAAAACACCCGCUGCUAACACCAAACAGAUGGUGAAUGCAGGUUGCUGUGGCCCGGCCUUCCUCUCCUGGAUCAACUGUCAGAAAAACCGUCCCCCGAAGACUAAAUACAAGCGUCUUGCUCUGGACCUGCAGGAGCAGGCUGACUGGCCUCCCGCACCUUCCACUAUCACCUAUGCCAGCAUGACUCAGCCUCUCUUCUCUGUCCCAUUUUAGAGCCAAACAUGAGUAAACAAUGAUAAACGCCACCUUUGAAAGAUGCAUCUCUUUUCCUGAAAGACAAAUUGAAACUUAGAAAGGAACACUUAAUUUGAAUUUAAUAAUCAACAAUUUUGACCACAAUGUAUGUAACAAAAUACAUUGUGUUUAUAUAAUGUACUUACCGUAUUUUCUGAACUAUAGGGCGGAUAUAAGCCACACCACAACAUUUUAGAAGAAAAAAAUAUUUCUCCAUAUAUUAGUCGCACCGGACCAUAAGCCACAGUUAUUUACACCGAAAUAUUUUGUAAAUGUUUAUUUACAUACCUUGACUGUUUCCAAACAGUGUGUGUAACACGGCAGUAAAAUGGCUGAUAAAAAAAAACAGAAGUCAUCGUCAUGGACACACUAGCUCCGCAACGUAGCUCUCCAAUCAGCUAAUUAGACUCAAUAACUCCACGGUGACCUUUUGGUGAAUUUACUGAGGAAUUUGUGAAACUCAAACAAUACAAAAAGAAUGCCAUUGUAAGUUAAUUUUACUAACACAGACAUUUUAGCUAAUGCUAACUACGUUAGCUUCAUUACAUUGCGAUAGCACGUACACAUAUGCAUGAAAACACUCUUACAGACAUCAUACAUGGGACAGUUUAGUAAGUAUGAAUUGUUUUAGAUAUAUUGUAAAACUUACGCCUGUUGCUUAGAGUGAUGGAGGAAGAAUCCAUACGAGUAGCAACGCUAUGGACAGUUAGAAGACGGAACAGCACUUUUGUUCGUGGUUCCAAGCUUUCAACAGCAAGUAACAUACCUGUGUGAAGUUGCCCCACAGCCCACCUUGUCCAAAACACCCCAAACUUAUCCCAUUUGUUUGUGCCCUUACAGUUUUUCAAGUUAUUUUUUUAUUUAGCCUUUAUUUAACCAGGUAAAAAUUCCAUUGAGAUCAAGGAUCUCUUUUCCAAGGGAGACCUGGCCAAGAGGGCAGCAGCAAGGUUACAUUAAAAAACAGUAAACAACACAUAAAACAUCACAUUUACAACAUUAAAACUUGCUCACAUGACACAUGUGCAUACAGACAAGGUAGACUGCAAUCCUUUCACAGAAGCUUUAAACUCAUUCAAUGUAACAAGGGUUUGAAGUUUAAUAUUCGAUUGUAGGUUAUUCCAAGCCUUCGGUGCUGAAAACCUAAAUGCUUUCUUGCCCAGUUCAGUUCUUACUUUGGGUACAACAAAUUGCAGAACAUUCAUUGAACGAAGAUUGUGACUUCCUUGUUUCUUUGUUAAAAGACAAGACAGAUAAGAUGGCGUGAUACCCAGAAUGGUUUUGUCGAUGAAAACAUACCAAUGAUUGAGGCUUCAAGCACAUAAAGAUGUCCAGUUAACCAUUGAGUAUAAUACGCAAUGGUGAGUAAGGGAAGCGCAGUUGGUGAUGCAUCUCAGUGCCCCGUGGUACACACUAUCCAGCUUGUGGAGACAACCAGCAGUAGCAUUCAUGUACAACACAUCUCCAUAGUCAAUAACAGGUAAAAAGGUUGUUUCUGUCAUGUCUGUUGAUCAUGUUUUGUUUAAGUUAUGUUCCGUUUGGGUUUUGUACACUUAGUUCCUGCUUUUCACUCCCUUGUUUUGUCACCAUGGCACCUGUUUCACAUUUUGAGUCAUGCACCUGUUUUCACUGAUCAUGUCACUGCUAUUUAAGCCGGUCUGUUUCUGUUGUUCGUACUGGUGACAUUAUCUAUCCUAUCAUACCAUGCCACUUCUGACACCCCUGCUACCUCUGUUUAUCUUCAUGCUACCAUAGUUCCAUGCCAAGUAAGUUUUUGUUUAUUGUUCAUAGUUUCUGCCUUUGUGCAGGUUUUGUUUCAUUAGCCAAGUUUUUGUACUUCCGCCUUGUGCGCGCCUUUGGUUCUUUUUGUCAGUGUAAAAAUAAAAUAUGUACUUACAUUCA
This is a messenger RNA of Nerophis lumbriciformis (worm pipefish), 5701 nucleotides long. Its product is annotated as polyamine-transporting ATPase 13A3-like. The record is from RefSeq and is a predicted model, not a curated record. NCBI's taxonomy places the organism in Eukaryota, Metazoa, Chordata, Actinopteri, Syngnathiformes, Syngnathidae. Gene Ontology annotation, molecular function: polyamine transmembrane transporter activity; ATPase-coupled monoatomic cation transmembrane transporter activity; ATP binding. Gene Ontology annotation, cellular component: late endosome membrane. Gene Ontology annotation, biological process: intracellular calcium ion homeostasis; polyamine transmembrane transport.